This is a messenger RNA of Tachysurus vachellii, 8472 nucleotides long. RefSeq names its product protein tyrosine phosphatase receptor type Ub (gene ptprub). Lineage: Eukaryota; Metazoa; Chordata; Actinopteri; Siluriformes; Bagridae. The transcript has 29 exons. Gene Ontology annotation, biological process: protein dephosphorylation. Gene Ontology annotation, cellular component: membrane. The record is from RefSeq and is a predicted model, not a curated record. Gene Ontology annotation, molecular function: protein binding; protein tyrosine phosphatase activity. Bases 188 to 4498 code for a protein of 1436 amino acids.
ACAGUCCGGGUUUGAACUGUUUAUGCCGACGCCAGUCUUAACGCUUUCACUUGGUGCGACUCUGCGCUCAGCCUCUCUCUGAACCUCUUGGAUCGAUGGCCGGGAGUCUGCAGCCUACACAUCUGCUCUACCGGACCUUCUCACAUGAUCUGCGUCUGUUUCCCGAACUGGACUAAAAAAAAAAAAAAUGAAGGCGUGUGCGAUUGUCCUGAUUCUGGCCGUGCACAUUCACGCCGACAGCGUAGAAGGACCCACAGCAGGCUGUACAUUUGAUGAGGACUCUGACCCCAGCUUGUGCGAGUUCAGUCAGGGAGAGGAGGAUGAUUUUGAUUGGCAGCUGUUCCGCACCCACACCUUUCCUCACGCUACCCCUGAUCUUCUGCUUGGCUCCUACAUGAUAGUAAACUCAUCCCAGCAUGCCGCGGGCCAGAGAGCUCAGCUGCUGCUGCAGACGCUCAGCGAGAAUGACACGCACUGUGUCCAGUUCAGCUAUUUCCUGUACAGCCGGGACGGACACAGCCCCGGGGCGCUGCGAGCAUACGUGCGGGUGAACGGAGGACCGCUGGGCAUGGCAGUGUGGAACGUCUCGGGCUCGCAGGGGCGCCAGUGGUAUCAGGUGGAGCUGGCAGUCAGCACCUUUUGGCCCAACGAGUAUCAGGUGUUGCUGGAGGCGACAGUAGACCGCUGGGGAUAUAUUGCCGUGGAUGACAUCUUGCUGCUGAACUAUCCCUGCUAUAAAGCCCCCCACUUCUCUCGCCUGGGGGAUGUGGAGGUCAACGCUGGACAGAAUGCUACCUUCCAAUGUGUAGCAGCUGGAAGAGCAUCAGAGGCAGAGAGGUUUUUACUGGAGCGGCACAAUGGCGAGGUGUCCUCAGGUGCCUCAGUCAAGCACCUGGGCCGCAAUCGUUUUUCAGUGUCCUUCCAGCUGGAGGACGUCCAGAGGCCUGAGCAAGACCUUUACCGCUGUGUUACCCAGUCGUCCAGAGGCUCUGGUGUUUCUAACUUUGCUGAACUCAUUGUUAAAGUGCCUCCCUCUCCCAUUGCUCCGCCCCAGCUGCUGAGAGCCGGUUCAACAUACUUGAUCAUCCAGCUCAACACCAACUCCAUCCUGGGUGAUGGGCCCAUCAUUCGCCGAGAGAUCGAGUACAGAGCAAGUCACGCACCUUGGUCUGAGAUCAAUGGCGUGAACAUGCUUACCUACAAGCUCUGGCACCUGGAUCCAGACACAGAGUACCACAUUAGUGUACUGCUCACCCGGCCUGGAGAAGGUGGCACUGGACCCCCUGGACCUCCUCUUAUCAGCAGAACUAAAUGUGCUGAACCUAUGCGAGCACUGCGUGACUUGAGAGCUUCAGAGAUUCAAGCUCGGCAGCUCACUCUGCAGUGGGAACCUCUGGCCUUUAACCUCACACGAUGCUACACCUAUUCUGUCUCGCUGUGCUACCGCUAUGCCAUAGCAGGUGGUACCGGUGGAGCUGGGCACAACACCACCAUUAGAGAGUGCCUAGCAGUGGAGCACAACACCUCACGCUUCACCCUCCGAGACCUGCCACCCUUCCACACCGUAAAUGUGCGCCUUGCCCUUGCCAACACUGAAGGCAAGAAGGAGGGGAAAGAGGUCAUGUUCCAGACAGAGGAAGACAUUCCUGGAGGAAUCGCUCCAGAGUCUCUAACCUUCACCCCGUUGGAUGACAUGGUCUUUCUAAAGUGGGAGGAACCAGUGGAGCCUAAUGGUAUCAUUACUCAGUAUGAGAUUAGCUACCAGAGCAUUGAAUCCUCUGACCCUGGCAUCAAUGUGCCAGGCCCACGGCGUACUGUGUCCAAGCUAAGGAAUGAAACAUACCACAUGUUCUCUAACCUACAUCCAGGCACCACUUACCUCAUCUCAGUACGGGCACGAACUGCCAAAGGUUUUGGUCAGACGGCUCUCACAGAGAUCACCACCAACAUCUCAGCACCCACCUUUGACUAUGGAGAUAUGCCAGGACCACUGAGUGAGACAGAGAACACUAUAACCGUGUUACUGCGUCCUGCCCAAGGCCGUGGUGCUCCAGUAAGUACAUAUCAGGUAGUUGUGGAGGAGGAGAGUGGGAGGAAGCUGAAGAGAGAGUUGGGGAUGCAGGAAUGUUUUCCCGUUCCCACCUCUCAUGGAGAGGCGCAGGCACGUGGCGCUCCACACUACUGCACGGCUGAACUGCCGCCAAGCAGCCUGGCUGAGACCACACCUUUUACUGUAGGGGACAACCACACCUACAAUGGCUACUGGAACAGCCCACUAGACCCCAGGAAAAACUACCUCAUCUACUUCCAGGCCAUGAGCAACUUCCGAGGGGAAACAAGGAUAAACUGCAUCCGAAUUGCCCGUAAAGCGGCCUGUAAGGACCUUCGGCGGCCUCUGGAGGUGACGCAGCACUCGGAGGAGAUGGGGCUGAUUCUCGGAGUCUGUGCAGGGGGGCUGGUGGUCCUUAUUCUGUUACUAGGAGCCAUCAUCAUAAUCAUUAAGAAAGGUAGGAAGCCAGUGAACAUGAAUAAGACUCCCAUUACGUACAGGCAGGAGAAGAGUCAUAUGAUGGGCUCAAUGGAGCGCAGCUUUGCAGACCAGAGCACCCUGCAGGAGGAUGAGAGAAUGGCUCUGUCCUUUAUGGAUGCGCACACCUGCAGUACCCGGAGUGAUCCACGCAGCUCCAUGAAUGAGUCCAGCAGCCUGCUUGGUGGAUCACCUCGGAGACAUUGCGGCAGUAAAGGUUCUCCAUACCACACGGGACAGCUUCACCCCGCUGUGCGUGUAGCUGACCUACUGCAACACAUCAACCAGAUGAAGACGGCAGAGGGCUACGGAUUUAAACAGGAGUACGAGAGCUUCUUUGAAGGAUGGGAUGUCACAAAGAAGAAGGAUAAAACGAAGGGGAGACACGAUACUAUAAUGGACUAUGAUCGUCACCGUGUGAAGCUGCACCCUCUCCUUGGGGAUCCAAAUUCUGACUACAUCAAUGCCAAUUAUGUUGAUGGCUACCAUCGAUCCAACCAUUUCAUCGCCACACAGGGGCCCAAGCAGGAGACAGUGUACGAUUUCUGGAGGAUGGUGUGGCAAGAGAACUGCUUCAGCAUCGUGAUGAUUACUAAGCUUGUGGAGGUGGGCAGGGUUAAGUGCUAUAAGUACUGGCCUGAUGACACAGAGAUGUAUGGAGACAUCAAGAUCAGCCUGCUGAAGACAGAAACUCUGGCUGAAUACGCAGUACGCACCUUCUCCUUAGAGAGGAGGGGUUACUCAGCCAAGCAUGAGGUGCAGCAGUUCCAUUUUAUGUCAUGGCCAGAGCAUGGAGUUCCAUACCAUGCCACUGGCCUGCUGGCGUUCAUCCGCCGGGUCAAAACCUCUACACCAGCUGAUGCUGGUCCUGUGGUGGUUCACUGCAGUAUGGGAGCUGGCAGGACAGGCUGCUACAUUGUGCUAGAUGUCAUGUUAGACAUGGCGGAAUGUGAGGGAGUGGUGGACAUCUACAACUGUGUAAAAACUCUAUGUUCCCGUCGCAUCAACAUGAUCCAGACAGAGGAACAGUACAUAUUCAUUCAUGAUGCCAUCCUUGAAGCAUGCCUGUGUGGAGAGACAGCUAUACCAGUAAAUGAGUUUGCGCUUACGUAUAAGGAAUUGCUAAGGGUGGACUCUCAGAGCAACUCUUCACAGCUCCGUGAAGAGUUCCAGACACUGAACUCCGUGACACCUCAUUUGGAUGUGGAAGAGUGCAGCAUUGCACUGUUACCACGGAACCGUGAGAAGAAUCGCAGCAUGGAUGUUUUGCCACCAGACCGUGCUCUGGCUUUCCUGGUUACCACAGAGGGCGAGAGUAACAACUACAUCAAUGCUGCUCUCACUGACAGCUUCCAUCGACCAGCAGCCUUCAUAGUGACACCUCAUCCUCUGCCUGGCACAACCACUGACUUCUGGAGGCUUGUGUUUGACUAUGGAUGCACUUCCAUUGUCAUGCUCAACCAGCUCAACCAGUCAAAUUCGGCUUGGCCUUGUGUGCAGUAUUGGCCUGAGCCUGGUCUACAGCAGUAUGGCCCCAUGCAGGUAGAAUUUCUCUCCAUGUCUGCUGAUGAAGAUAUCAUCACGCGUGUGUUCCGGGUAAAAAAUGUCUCACGGCUUCAAGAGGGUCAUCUGGUGGUGUGCCAGUUCCAGUUCUUGCGCUGGUCAGCGUAUCGUGAUGUUCCUGACUCCAAGAAGGCCUUCCUUAAUCUGCUGGCCCAUGUUCAAAAGUGGCAAAGAGAAUGUGGUGAUGGCCGCACUGUGGUCCACUGCCUUAACGGAGGUGGGCGUAGCGGCACGUUUUGUGCGUGUACUAUACUGAUGGAGAUGAUCCAGUAUCAGAACAUUGUGGAUGUCUUCUAUGCCGCUAAAACACUGCGAAACGCCAAGCCCAACAUGGUGGAGUCACUGGAGCAGUACCGCUUCUGUUAUGAUCUGGUGAUGGAAUAUUUGGAGUGCAUGGACCUCAGAUAGCAACAUAUCUCAACUGUCCUCUAAAUACAGAGGAGGACUGCUGGCAGAUUCACUUUCUCUGUUCUCACUAUCUCUGAGCUCUCUUUCCAUCUCUCCCUUUCCCUUUUGUCAACUCGCUCACAUCAAAACUCUUACCUGGGAGGGGAAGAGCAGAAAAUAAACAUGUGAGCAGAAGCUUUCGCCUUUUUGCCCAGAAUGUCUAGAUGUGUUGGACUAUCCAUGUCCUAGUUGUUUGUGGUUUAGUGUUGUUUUGUCAGCAUCUUUUCCCCUCCUCUUCUCCCCUGAGCUGUGAGAAAUCAACUCAAAAUAACUCAAAGCCAGCUCUGAUACCAAGUGCAAGCGUGUCUUGACUUCAUUUCCUGAGAGUGUGACCUGUGUUUUGUUCUGUAUUGUGCUGGGAAUGCUCAAAGACAGGAAGUGGCUCGAGCUGGAUGGACUGAGGAAAUGAAAGAGCUGUUGCUUGGAUAUGUUCUUCUUAUGUGCAGUACACUAGAGUCGGACAUCUAAGACUUGGUCUGUAAGAUCAAGAAGCCAAACACGUGCAAACACACACUCACAAACACACACACAAACACAUGCUCACAGCACACAGACCCUCUCUCUGUUACCUGAAAAUUGAAUCUGCAGCCAGCUCUUCAUUAAUUUAGUUGACAGACAUCCAUUUUAUAAUAAGGUGUCUGGACUACAAUAUACAAUCCUAGUAUUGUACCUGGUCGGACCAUCUACAAUUGGACCAAUAAGAUCGCACCGUAUUGGUCUACGAGUACACAGAGUCCGUUAUUUCCUACAACAGAAAAUUCAAUGCCACUGACUCAAAAGAAAGCUGUCAUGAAUUUGAUGGCUUUAAUAUCCUACACUGGCUCGAUUUUUCUUUUGUUUUUUUCACUUGUACAUAGAUUUUACAUCUGCAGAUGUUCUGUGUGAGGUCUAAGGAGCUAAUCCAGUUUAUGUGUGCAGAGGGAGUGUGUUAAUGGCCAGUGUCAUCAGACAAAAGGUGGUUUACAGGUUGACCCUGACAUUUGCGCUCCAGCAAUUGAACAAGAGAAGCACUAAUGGAGAUUCACAGUUGCAUUCAGAGUCUGCAACAACAUCAAAUCUAAACUGGAGACAAAUGGAUGGAAUGAUGGGAAGCCAAACAGUGUCGAAUCCUAAACAUUUACCUUCAUUCUGACUUGUACUUGUCAACUGGUUACCGUUUAGGAGUUUUUUGGACCUUUUGUUAAAUGUAGCUAUCUAAGUGUUUAAUUGAUGCAGCAUCCUGGACUUUAAUUUGCAGUUUUAGAAAUUGACCCACUUCACCCUGGUCACUGACAUCACCCUACAUCCAUAAACAUGUACAUGAAAUUCCUACAAUGACAAGUUACUUUUCUCAUCUAAUCAGUCAGAAUGCAAAUAUUCAUAUAGUAUUCAUUCAUUCAUUUUCUACCGCUUAUCCGAACUUCUCGGGUCACGGGGAGCCUGUGCCUAUCUCAGGCGUCAUCGGGCAUCAAGGCAGGAUACACCCUGGACGGAGUGCCAACCCAUCACAGGGCUAUUCAUAUAAUAUAAUUCAUAUAAUAUUUGUAAUAUGCAAUAUUUCCAAAUGAUUUUUUCCUAAAGUUUAAUGCAGUCAAUAAAAUAAAGGUAUGUUAUUUAUCCAUAUAUCGUUUAUUCAUAUAGUAAUGAUUGGAGAGAGCUUUACUUAUGUAAUCAUUAACCAAUCACUGUGCACAAGCAUUGCUUGUUUCAUUCUAGGAAUAGUACCACCAUGUUAAAGCCAAAUUAAUUAGACUCACGCUGGGUCAGUGUAUUUUAGGAAGGUCAGUUAAAAAAAAUAAAAACUCAUUUUUUGAGCAGGUACCAACUGCUAGACCAAGGACAAAAUAGUGAAACUGCUAUACCAUCCUGUACCAUCUUAGCUAGCUAAGUUAUUUCAGCUUCUUUAAUUGCUAAAUUAAUUUAGUUUACCAGUAAAUAUUUCUAAUUAUUGAGUAAUUUGCCUACAAGUACAAUGCAGCAAUAAUGCAUUGCUCAGUAUGUGGUGGCUCAACUGUUUCCUUCCUAACAGCACUUACCAGCUGGCAGAGUCUGUUUGACCAGCUUGAUUCUGUGUUUUGGUAACCGGGUGGAAUUAGCUGAAUUUUUCUUCAGGAAUGAGAGAGAAUAAAAAAAAUACUUUUUUUUUACUGAUACUGCUUUAUUAAUAAUGUUGAAUAUAAACAAGUUGUACUUUGAUUGUUGUUUAUGCUAAAUGAGGUUACGCAGGAAAAUGAUGUAGGUAGAGUAUUUAAAUGUGCAUAAUUGAAGUUUUGCAGUGCAUUAUUAAUCACCACUUAAUGCCCCAGCAUUAAUAAAGCACUGAAUUAAUGUGCUGUCACUCUGAUUGUGUGCAAACUGCAGAGUCACAGCUGAAGUCAAAUCUAUCUGAAGUGAAUAGUUUGGCCACUGCUGGUCGCUGUAUGAAGGCUAAUGCUGUGUUUUAAUUAUAUAAUACUUCAUAGAUGUACGCGCUUUGUUCAGCAUCCUUAGUUUUAUCCAUUAACAUAUGGACGGAGAGCUUGUUAUUAAUCCUUCAGCAUUUGGUCAUGUCAUUUUGAAUUGGCUUGUAAACAUUUGAGAUUAUGAGUUAAAAUCUUAAAUUUCUAUUGGCAGAUUGCGCUCAUGGGGUGAUCUAGACACUGCCAGAUUUGAUCCAGAUCAGUAGGACAGUCAACACACAUUGAUUGGUUUGGACAGUUGUAAGUUGUAAAGAGCAGUAAAUGUUGCAUGAGGUAAAUAGUGAAUAUUUGUUUGAUUAAAGAUGCUGGAUUAUAAAUGAACGUAUACUUUGAUUUUUCCAUUUAUUUUAUUGACUGUUUCGAUUACAAUAUUGACUGUUAGGAAAUAAUCAGAUGUUUUUAUUCACUCAUGCCAUUAAUUCUGAUAUUUAAUUUAAUAUAGCCCAUUUAAUCCACACACAUUUCCUUAGCAUUCAACCAAGAUUUUUCUGAAGCUAUACACCUCUCAAAUAAUGCUCUAACUGCAGAGCUGCUAAAAAUGUCAUAUUGGAGAUUCAUCAGGUUAAUUGUCAUAAAAACCACACACAAGAUUUUAGUGCAGCUGCUUUGCCAUUUUUAUAGCUGUGCAUAUGUCAUCCCAGAUGUUGGGCUGCUGAGGUGAUGUUGAGUGACAGUCUCUGUAGCCAAUGGCAUCAAGCAGAGUCCAAAAUUCCAAGCCAACAAGCUGCUUUGGAGAGUCAAGGGAAUCCAGUGAAUGGUCUGACAGAUGGAAGAGUUUAUAAUAGGAACAAGUUAUUGGGGGCUCAUCCAGAGAAUUUCAAUAACCUGUCUUUUCUUUUACGACCAUGAACUAUGUGAGAAAGUGCCUGGACCCUCAUAUUGGAAAUGAAGAGUACAUGUACAUAUGGAUGUAUAUUUGUUAAUGUGAAUAGUAUGUGAAUAAACCAAUACGUGCUUGGCCACAUUUAAAAGUAAAUGCUAAAAAAAAAAAAUGAAUGUAUUGUACUGUAUAUUACCUUUUGAUUCAUUCAUGUGCCACCAAAUGAUAUAAUGCAUUUAUCGCCUGCUGUGGAGAUCAAACAAGAGCCACAUAAAGCCCCUUCGUGAAGCCCACCUGUAGUCAUCUCAGACAAUUCUUUGAUUCUGUUGCUCAUACAGUACAGUAUAAGAGACAUUUGCCAUUUCAUAUAUUCUUUUGUAAAGCAUGUUGUUCAAUGGUCCAGUGUGCUUAUUCAUACAAUGUGGAAAAACAGUGGACUUUUGCCAUCAAGUCUGAUAUGGAAACGUCCUUUGGGAAGUUAUUUCCAUGUUGUUAUAAUUAUUUUCCUCUUUUUGUAAGUGUUUGUGUAUGGUGCUGGACUGAAAAGAAUAUUGUGUUUUUGACCAUGUAUUUGUGGGUUUGAAAGGGGAUGUGGAAGCAGACAUGACAGAGCUUUGAGGGUUGGAGGGGAUUUUUUUGUCUAUAACAGAAGAUGAAUAAAAGGUUCUACAAUGGAA